AUGAAGUCUAGCUCCCAAAAAACCGUUGUGCUAUUCGAAGCGCGAUAUGACAUGGACACUGGUAAAGUGGUCGACGAUCACAACAAACCUUCAAGUGAAGUUUUGGACGUUGAUAGUGGUAAAGGUAAACGUCAUCUCCUUCUGGAAUUAGGUUAA
Messenger RNA from Plasmopara halstedii, 156 nucleotides. RefSeq lists its product as uncharacterized. NCBI's taxonomy places the organism in Eukaryota, Oomycota, Peronosporomycetes, Peronosporales, Peronosporaceae. The record is from RefSeq and is a predicted model, not a curated record. The coding region runs from base 1 to 156 and encodes 51 amino acids. The transcript has 2 exons.